Frieseomelitta varia is the source of this 700-nucleotide messenger RNA. RefSeq lists its product as uncharacterized. The transcript is spliced from 3 exons. The coding region runs from base 243 to 629 and encodes 128 amino acids. The record is from RefSeq and is a predicted model, not a curated record. Lineage: Eukaryota; Metazoa; Arthropoda; Insecta; Hymenoptera; Apidae.
CGUAUAAAGUACAGUACGUUCAUUUCUCCUACUAUACACCGAUACCCCGCCCAAAUACAACUUGAUGUAACAGAUUCUAAUACACUGAGUAAUACGUGUGUUUGAGAUGACUACGUCGUCUCGUUAAUGCUACUAAAACAUUACAUAUGUUAUUAAUAAACACAAGGUUCAAUUAACGACAAGUGGAAGAAUAAUAAGUAAAGGGACUAUUCGAAGAAGAAUCUCAGUCUAAAAUUUAUAAAAUGUCCAUUUUAGACGAGCGGGAAGAUUAUCUGAAGAAUCCAUUCUUUGUGAAGCACGAGUAUGGUGAUUUUACCCCAUUUUAUGUCGCUGUCACUAUCUGUUCCGUAAUAUUUGCAUUGCUGUGCAUUCUGAACAUUGGAUUUUGUUGGUGUUCCCGUCAUAGAAAUUAUUGGCAGAGUCCUCAUACUGGAAAUAGAUGGCUUCAACCAUUGUGGACAGUAUUGCCACAUAAGACACCACCUUUAGACUUAAGUGAGUUAGAACCAGGACGCCUUAACACACAAGAGAAACAAGAGGUUUUACAAUAUCAUAAUCCAAAGCCAUAUAGAAGUGCAGCACAAACACAAGAAUAUAUGGAGAUGCAGAAACGUGAGAGUGAAAUUUAAUUAGAUACUACUCUUGAUAUUAUGCAUAUACACACAUUUGCAAACUCUCAAAAGCACUAACAUUGAAUUAA